AUGGCAGAAGGGGUGCCCCCCAGUGUCUCAAAGGACUUGCGGGAGCUUCAGAAGAAGGUGUCUGUGAUGGUGGAGUCUGUUCAGAAUAACUCAAAGGUGAUUGGCUUUAUGAAGUCCCCGGUGGGCCAGUACUUGGACAAACAUCCUUUCCUGGUCCUCACCUUGCUGGUGUUCGUUGCCCUGUCGGCCGUUCCAGUUGGGUUCUUCGUGCUUCUCAUGGUGCUGACGUCCCUGGCUGCCAUUGUGGGAGUCAUACUGCUGGAAGGACUGGUCAUUUCUGUGGGUGGCUUUUCCCUGGUCUGCGUCCUCUGUGGCUUGGGCUUCGUGUCACUUGCCAUGUCGGGAACACUCACUAUGUCGUACAUGGUAUUCUCCAACCUUCUCGGUUCCUGGUUUUGUUCUAGAGCUCCGGCACCGCCAAAUCCUAAUGGUGACCCUCAACUGGCUAUGAAGUCCACCACCUUUGAGGGGCUGGAAUGA
Elephantulus edwardii (Cape elephant shrew) is the source of this 480-nucleotide messenger RNA. It is a transcript of the gene LDAF1, whose product is annotated as transmembrane protein 159. The record is from RefSeq and is a predicted model, not a curated record. NCBI's taxonomy places the organism in Eukaryota, Metazoa, Chordata, Mammalia, Macroscelidea, Macroscelididae. Bases 1 to 480 code for a protein of 159 amino acids. The transcript has 4 exons.